Molecule: messenger RNA, 1095 nt
Organism: Clupea harengus (Atlantic herring)
Lineage: Eukaryota; Metazoa; Chordata; Actinopteri; Clupeiformes; Clupeidae
Gene: id2a
Product: inhibitor of DNA binding 2a
Biological process (GO): negative regulation of transcription by RNA polymerase II; circadian regulation of gene expression; cell differentiation
Cellular component (GO): nucleus; cytoplasm
Molecular function (GO): protein dimerization activity; transcription regulator activity
Source: RefSeq, a predicted model, not a curated record
UUGUUAAUCCAGUGCGUUUGCUUCGACAACCAUCGGCUGGAGAAGUAGGACGGCUAUAGAACCAUAAUUCUCGACGCAAUCAACGACUAAAUCGUACCAGUGUCAAUAUGAAAGCAAUAAGCCCGGUGAGAUCUUUCAGAAAAAACAGCGCUAAUUUGACAGAACACACUCUUGGAAUCUCCCGAAGCAAGACCCCCGUGGAUGAUCCUCUGAGUCUGAUGUACAACAUGAACGACUGUUAUUUAAAACUGAAGGAGCUGGUGCCCAGCAUCCCCCAGAACAAGAACGUUAGCAAGAUGGAAAUCCUGCAGCAUGUCAUCGAUUACAUUCUGGAUCUGCAGAUUGCCCUCGACUCCAAUUCUGCAUUAACCAGCCUCCAUCACCCGCGACCAGGGCAGGCAACAUCCAGAACACCCUUGACAACUCUCAACACAGACAUAAGCAUCUUAUCACUACAGUCUCCGGAGUUUCAAUCAGACUUGACCACAGACGACCAUAAGACGCUCUACCGUUAAAAUGGUGUUUGGUUAGGACGGGGAAAACACAGGACCUGGGAACGGACUUUCCCCCUCCAUUUUUGUUCUCGGUCUGGAUUUAAUCUUUAAUUGAUUCAAAAGACUUUUUGCAUAAAAGGACAAUCUUAUGUGAUCGUGUUUAUCAUUUUGGACACUUAUUAUUUAUCGUUAGACUCGUUAGGUCCUUUCUUCAAAUGGAAGAAGCACUAUAUUCCCGACACUGGGAGGAGAAUGAAAGAAGAAUAUUGUCAUAAGGAUUCCAUUUUCCUUUGUGAAGUCUUCACUUUUUCUGCUAAGGUGGAGCGUGAAUAGGGGACAACACGGUUCGUCGCUGUAAAAAGUUUAGUAGGCUUUGUUUUGUCAGAUCAUUGUAAUUUUGGCACAUUGGAGGACUGGAUGAUGUACAUGACAUGGACGAGUGAAACGUUGUAAACUCUAACGGAGUUUUAUCUUGUAUAGUUGUGGAAAUGACACAUUUCUGCAAAAGUGUAAAGCUGUACUUAAUUAUGCUGAAACUUUUUAUAAAAGUAAUAUUGUAAAUUGUACCUUUUAUACAAAAUAAAUCAAAUGCUUUAUUUGA